AAAAUAGUCCUACUCCCACAAUUAUAAGCUAUCUCAUUUGCCUUUAAUUUUUCGAAAAAUUAUAAUAUCAGUUCCCAGUAAUUUUUCCUCCUUCUUUUGUUAGAUCUCAGAAUAAAUUGUUGUUGAGGUACAAAAAUGGCCUCAAUUUCUUCAAGUCCUCGAAGUGUAGAAGAGAUCUUCAAAGAUUACAGUGCUCGUCGUGUUGGGAUACUUCGUGCUUUAACUGAUGAUGUGGAUGAAUUCUAUAAUCUCUGUGAUCCAGAGAAGGAAAAUUUGUGUCUUUAUGGACAUCCAAAUGAAACUUGGGAAGUCAACCUUCCUGCGGAGGAAGUUCCACCUGAGCUGCCAGAGCCAGCACUUGGGAUAAAUUUUGCUAGGGAUGGAAUGAAUCGUAGAGAUUGGCUAUCCCUGGUUGCUGUUCACAGUGAUUGUUGGUUGCUUUCUGUGGCUUUCUAUUUUGGAGCUCGUCUUAAUCGAAACGAAAGGAAGCGUCUAUUCAGCUUGAUCAAUGAGGUGCCGACUGUCUUUGAAGUUGUGACCGAAAGAAAACCUAUAAAAGAUAAGCCCAGUGCAGAUAGUGGGAGCAAAUCACGUGGUAGUAGCAUAAAGAGAUCUAGUGAUGGUCAGGUGAAAAGCACCCCAAAGCUGGAAGAUGAAAGUUACCAGGAGGAUGAAGAAGAACACGGUGAAACACUCUGUGGAAGCUGUGGUGGGAAUUACAGUGCUGAUGAAUUUUGGAUUGGCUGCGACAUCUGUGAGAAGUGGUACCACGGCAAGUGUGUGAAGAUAACACCUGCUAAAGCUGAGAGUAUAAAGCAAUACAAAUGCCCGUCUUGUACCUUGAAGCGGAGCAGACAGUAGUCCUCUCAUGAAUCAGAGAAAGAGCCAUAAUUCUAUUUCUGGCCAUUAACAGAAGAGUACAGCAAAUAUUACACCUGUAAUGGACAUGCUAUUGUAAUCUUUCUUUACCUAUAUAUGCUCAAAAAGAAGUUGAAGUUUCUCUUAUUUCCUUCAUCCAUCUUCAGAAUUUAACACAAUCUCAAUACAUAUUUAGAAAGUCUGUUAAUUUACUCUACUUCCUUUAUCAUGUUAAAUUAUUCACAGUUAUUUGUCAAUGAAAUACAUAGUUAUGUUGAUUA
Messenger RNA from Solanum tuberosum (potato), 1139 nucleotides. RefSeq names its product PHD finger protein ALFIN-LIKE 1-like. Gene Ontology annotation, cellular component: nucleus. Gene Ontology annotation, biological process: regulation of DNA-templated transcription. The record is from RefSeq and is a predicted model, not a curated record. Gene Ontology annotation, molecular function: transcription coregulator activity; transcription cis-regulatory region binding; histone binding. The transcript has 5 exons. Bases 136 to 861 code for a protein of 241 amino acids. Lineage: Eukaryota; Viridiplantae; Streptophyta; Magnoliopsida; Solanales; Solanaceae.